AUGACUUUGCCCGCGCAUUGCUCUGUUUGGGAGGGCCUGGCCGUUGGAUUGACAUCGCAAUCUUCUUCUUCAAAGCAAAAGAUGAGUUGUGAUCAUGUCGGAGAACCAACUGUCAUGGUCAGUCAUUCGUGGUCGAGCCCGUACAUCCACCUCACGGCUAUUUUAAAGCGCUAUGAUGAAAAUACCAACACAAACAAUUUUUUCUGGUUGGAUAUCUUCAGCAUGAAUCAGCACGACUUUGCUGACUUGUCUGGAGUGCAGGCCUCCGAUCCAAUGGAUGGCAGUAUAGCAAACAUGUAUGACACCAUGCUGCAGGCUCUGACUCAAGCAAUCAAAGUUCCAAAUUGCAUGCUGCUGGCCCUAAUCCCACAUGAGCGGCCAGCCCUUCUGACACGAGCUUGGUGCCUCUAUGAGAUUUAUAUCGCAUGGAAAGUGGGAGCAGAAGUUGCGUGCGGAUUCGUGCCGGAAGCAGAGCAGUCUGUAAAGAAGAGUCUAUUGAAGGAUGACAUGCUGAUUAAUCAAAUCAUUGACUCGGUCGAUGCAAAGGAGUCUCGAGCCACAAAAAACAGUGAUCGCGAAAUGAUCUUAGAUUUGAUUGCUGAGGCUUGCUAUGAAGGCUCCUUGCUCACCAACUCCUUCUCCAUCAAAGUGGUCAGUGUGGAUGGAGACGUGGGAAUUGUGGACUUGAAGGCAGUUGGCUCAUCGUCUCAGCAGUGUGAUGGAGUGGACUUCCAAAACAGCGCUGGAUCGAUUACGGUGGAAAAUGACCCAGGAUGUGGCUUGAGCGACUACGACUACAGUGUGAAGUAUUGCUCAGAUCAGGACAAACUGAUGGUUCGUCUUGUGAAGCCUGAUGCUUAUGAUGUUACGGUGACGCUGGAGAAUCAUAAAUGCCCCGAUGGCGGAGAGGUCUGA
Durusdinium trenchii is the source of this 915-nucleotide messenger RNA. Lineage: Eukaryota; Dinophyceae; Suessiales; Symbiodiniaceae. The record is from the annotation of a GenBank genome assembly.